Molecule: messenger RNA, 837 nt
Organism: Danio aesculapii
Lineage: Eukaryota; Metazoa; Chordata; Actinopteri; Cypriniformes; Danionidae
Product: non-structural maintenance of chromosomes element 1 homolog
Biological process (GO): DNA damage tolerance; double-strand break repair via homologous recombination
Cellular component (GO): Smc5-Smc6 complex; nucleus
Molecular function (GO): ubiquitin-protein transferase activity
Source: RefSeq, a predicted model, not a curated record
AUGUCUAGACAGAUGGGUGAGGACACAGGCUGUUCCUGCCAGAACAUGAUGACCAACGGCAUCGUCAGUGCAGCUCAGGCUGGAAUGCUCCACAAGAAGUGCUGCGAGCUCCAUGGAGGGCAAGAAAAAAUUGAUGAUUUCAUCAAUGUUGUCAACACUCACCUUCAGCCCCUCUUUAUGCAUAUCCGUAAAGGGAUGUCGGAGGAGGAUGGCCAGGAACAUUUUGUUUUGGUAAAUAUGGCAGAAACCGACAUUACACGAAUGGCUGCUGAUUAUGCGGAGAACGAGCUGGAGUUGUUCAGAAAAAUAAUGGAUCUGAUUGUGGAGUCUGAUUCCGGUUCUGCCUCAUCCACAGCAAUUCUAAAUUCUGCCGACAGGCUGAUCUCAAAGAAAUUAAAGAAAAAAGAAGCAGAGCUAGUCUUGAAUAAAUUUGUACAAGACAAAUGGUUAAAAGAGCAAGAUGGUGAGUACACUCUAAGUGUUCGCUGCAUUGUGGAAAUGGAGCCAUAUAUGCGCACAAUAUACCAGGACAUGAUCAAAGUGUGCUACGUGUGCCACAACAUCGCCCUACAGUGCCAGGUAUGUGAAAAUCCAUCAUGUGAAAUCAAGGUCCACCUUCCCUGUGUCGCUCGAUAUUUCAGAGCGCGCAGUGACCCUCAUUGCCCUGCAUGCAAUGAUUUCUGGCCUCAUGAGAUUCCAGAGCAUCAAAGACCUCAGUCACAGAGUUCACAAAACCUGCCUUCCUCGUCUAAAGAGAACACUGCACCCACACACACACGCCGGUCAAGACGAGUGUAGCUGAUUCACUGCUACUGCCUGUCUUUGGGGAUUUUUACA